UUAUCUGGUUUCUCUUUGUCAUUUUUGGUAAUGUUUUGUUUUCUGUUUAUGCCUUGUAUUAGGGCUCCUAACAUUGUCCCUAUUUUUUCUUCCAUGAUCUUUAUCGUUUUAGUCUUUAUGUUUAGGUCUUUGAUCCACUUGGAGUUAGUUUUUGCGCGUGGUGUGAGAUAUGGGUCCUGUUUCAUUUUUUUUGCAAAUGGAUAUCCAGUUAUGCCAGCACCAUUUGUUAAAAAGACUAUCUUUUCCCCAAUUAACUGACACUGGGCCUUUGUCAAAUACCAGCUGCUCAUACAUGGAUGGAUUUUUAUCUGGGUUCUCCAUUCUGUUCCGUUGGUCUGCGUGUCUGUUGUUGUACCAGUACCAGGCUGUUUUGACUACUGUGGCUGUAUAAUAGGUUCUGAAAUCAGGUAGAGUGAGGCCUCCCACUUUCUUCUUUUUCAGUAAUGCUUUGCUUAUCCGAGGCUUCUUUCCAUGGACAGUUUUUGUUACUUUAUUCUUCUGAACAAGUCAUCCUUUCCUGUUUUGUUGAAUGCCUUGUGAUUUUCUGUUGAAACCAGGUCAUCUGACUGUUAUAAUAUGGUAAUUCUGGAAAUCAGAUUCUUCCCCUUCCCUGGGGCUGUUGGGGGUUUUAUUGUUUGUUUUAAAUCAUUAGAACUGUAGUAAUCCAUUUAUUUAGAGACUUCCCCUAACUGUUUUUGCAAAGACUGCGUUUCUCUACAUAUGUAGACCCUGAAGUCUGUGUUCCUUAACUGUGUUCAGCUAGUUUUUUGACAGAUUUCCUUGAGUGCCCGGGGUGGGGGUAGUGGAGUAAUGUCUGUUUGUCUUUGCAAAUUGGUUCUGUGCUAGGGCCCUCCUUCAGCACUUCGCCAGGUUUGUGUUAAGCCUAUAGGACAGCCCAGCGUGAAAGUGUAUGGUUUUCGAAGGUAAUUUCUGAGCAUGUGCCUUGCUAAUUCCUCCAUAUACAAGGUGCUUUUGAAAGUCUUCUUUUCCAAAAGUAAUCUUUCUUGGCUUUUCUUUCCAGUCUUUAGGUGCCUAUUGUGUGCCUUAAUUGCAUUCUUUAGCUACAGGCAGCUACAGCUUUUCAGAGUUCCCUACUGCCCCUCAGCCCAGAGGUGUCAAACCAAGAUGAGCACCUUGCUUUAGUCCUUCAGGCAGUCCUCGGACAGGUUAGAUCAGAUACAACAAAGUCUGCUCUGCCGUAUCUAAAGGCAGAGACCAGGCUCUCUUUCUGGGAAUGUGGCCCAUUGUGGCUUUAAGGUGGCCGUGCCAAACUAGGGAGGGGAUUGAGUGCAGGUGACUAGAAAAUGAAAGUUUACCUGCCAUUAAGAUGUUACAUUUUGCUGAUGCCACUAUCUUGCUUAUGUUUGAUAUUUUAUGUAUGUUUAAUGUUUAAGAAUUUGGAGCAGUGUAUUAAUCUUGUUAUUGUGAUUAAAAAUGUAUAAUUGAGUGAGUAAUUGAUUAUAGUUGUGAAUUUAAGUCAAGUCCUUACUAUAUUUGUAUUAUUGCAUGGAACAUCAAAGAGUACCUAAGAGUUACUGUAUUUAUCCAUCUCAUUUCUUAGAUUUAUAAAUUAAUGUAUUUAAGUUCUCAGAAAAUGUUUUAAGUCAAGCAAUUGUACCUAAAAUUGAACAUAUUAAAGAUUUUAAAGUAGGGAAAAUUUUGUUUGAAAGAGCUUAACUCUGUAAAUGAGAUCAAAUAUUCAUUACAGCCGCUUAAAAUCGAUGCAGGUUUCCUAGACCUUUAAAUAGGGUAAUAAGAUGUCUAAGUUGAAUGUAAAAGCUUGAGGAAAAUCUAGGCUUUAUUAAUUUAUAACUUCAACAAAUCUAAUAUUAAUGUUUAAACCUAGAGUCAAUCUCAGUCUUUUUUAUGCAUAAAAACUGCUCUCAGAUAUGAAAAUAAAAAUACUCACUGGCAGUGGGAGUGUGUAUGCUUUGCUGGUUAUCCCCAGAGCAUGCUGAUAUUCUUGAUUUGGAUUUCACUUCCUUUCUUUCUGAAGCACUAGGCAAGGUGUCCACCUCUGUAGCAUUGCUGGUUAUGAAUGGCGUAUCCUUUGGGCCCUGCAAUGUCUGAUCUCCAUUUUUGCAGCUCCUCACGUCCAGCCUACAGUGAAAAGGAAACGUGGCUUGUGCAGUACUUCUUGCUUUCUGGAAGGUAGCUGCACUGGUCCCUUGUUACUUCUCUGAGUUAUGUAGAGGUCAGGUAUCUGUGUGUGGAGUUUUCAUACCUCAGGUAUACUUGUUGUUUAGGUGCUAGAAGGAACACAUGUGAGGUAUGUGAGCCUCAGCUAUAUGGUGACUUUGGUGAGCCUGGAUUACUUUUCUUUGAAAUGGCAUCCUUGUUAAAACUUUUCUUCACAAAGGCAUGUCAGUAUUUUGCAAACAUUGCAGAUUUCUGUCAAUCUUAAUGCAUUCCUUUUUUCUUUGAAAAAUUAUCUUUUCUUGAACAUCACUGGAGCUACGUAUUGACAAGUGUAGGUUGCGCGGAAGCUCAUGCUCCAAUCAGAUUUGAAUUGUUAGUGUUCUGUAUUGGAAUGCGUCUCUGCUUUCAGUUAACUGGCUUUCAGUUUUGAAAAAGCAGCGUGUUCCUUUUCCACUUAGUUCAUACCUAAAGGCAUUCGUUUGGUUAGAAAUGAAGCCUGUCGGCUUGAAGACUGUCAAGAUUUGUGAGGCAAAGAGCUCGGGUUGCCUAGGUCAGCCAUGUUCGUUAGGUCAGAGUAAAAGGAAAGUCAAGCCUUUGAAAGACCCAUCAUCGUAUUCUCUUUCAAUUGGCAAUGGGGACUACUUCUGGACAAAUAAAGAAAUGUUGUGGAAUUAUGUGCAGGCUCUAACUGAGCAGGGAGCAGAGAAACAUGAAGGGACAGGUCAGCCCUCUGGGAUCACGGAUCAAGAGAAGGAGUUGUCAGGCAGUGCUUUUCAGGCUUUCACGGCUGGGAAUUAUGAUGCCUGUCUGCGACACCUUGCCUGCCUGCAGGAUAUAAACAAAGAUGAUUAUAAAAUAAGUUUGAAUACAGCAGUAGCUGAGUUUUUUAAAAGUAACCAAACAACAACAGAUAAUUUGAGACAAACACUUAACCAGCUGAAGAAUCAGGUCCACUCAGCUGUUGAAGAAAUGGAUGGACUUGAUGAUGUGGAAAAUAGCAUGUUGUAUUACAACCAGGCAGUCAUUCUUUACCAUCUUCGCCAGUAUACGGAGGCCAUAUCAGUUGGCGAGAAACUUUACCAGUUCAUAGAACCCUUUGAAGAAAAAUUUGCCCAGGCCGUGUGUUUUCUGCUUGUAGACCUCUAUAUAUUAACCUAUCAGGCUGAGAAAGCUUUGCAUCUUCUUGCCGUCCUAGAAAAAAUGAUUUCACAGGGAAACAAUAACAAAAAUGGGAAGAACGAGACUGGUAAUAACACCAACAAAGAUGGAUCGAAUCAUAAAGCUGAAAGCGGAGCUCUGAUAGAAGCUGCAAAAUCAAAGAUACAUCAGUAUAAAGUAAGAGCUUAUAUCCAAAUGAAGUCCCUGAAAGCUUGCAAAAGGGAGAUCAAGUCAGUGAUGAACACAGCUGGAAAUUCUGCACCCUCUCUGUUUCUUAAAAGCAAUUUUGAGUACUUAAGAGGCAAUUACCGAAAAGCUGUGAAGCUACUAAAUAGCUCAAACAUUGCUGAACAUCCAGGUUUCAUGAAAACAGGUGAGUGUUUGAGGUGCAUGUUCUGGAACAAUCUUGGCUGCAUCCACUUUGCCAUGAGCAAGCACAAUUUGGGGAUUUUCUACUUUAAAAAAGCCCUGCAGGAGAAUGACAACGUCUGUGCGCAGCUGAGCGCGAGCAGCACGGAUCCAGCCAAAAAAUUUUCGGGAAGACCCAUGUGUGCACUACUGACAAACAAGAGGUACGAGCUGCUGUAUAACUGUGGGAUUCAGCUUCUUCACAUCGGAAGGCCCCUCGCGGCCUUCGAGUGUCUGAUCGAAGCGGUUCAGGUUUACCAUGCAAAUCCCCGCCUCUGGCUGCGCCUGGCUGAAUGCUGUAUUGCCGCCAAUAAGGGGACUUCGGAACAAGAAACGAAAGGUCUUCCAAGCAAAAAAGGCAUCGUGCAGUCUAUUGUUGGUCAAGGCUAUCAUCGUAAAAUAGUCCUGGCGUCACAGUCGAUACAGAACACCGUGUAUAAUGAUGGGCAGUCUUCAGCCAUUCCUGUAGCGAGUAUGGAGUUUGCAGCCAUUUGUCUCAGAAACGCCUUGUUGCUGUUACCUGAAGGACAGCAAGAUCCGAAGCAGGAAAACGGGUCUAAAAAUAGUAAUCCAUUAGGUGGGAACCCGGAGAGCAGUGAAGGCAGUGAACCGUGCAGCAGUAAAAGCCAUGAUGGAGAUAAAUUUAUUCCAGCUCCACCUUCCUCUCCAUUGAGAAAACAGGAAUUAGAAAACUUAAAGUGCUCCAUCCUGGCCUGCAGUGCAUACGUGGCUCUGGCUUUGGGUGAUAACCUCAUGGCUCUGAAUCACGCAGAUAAACUCCUUCAGCAGCCCAAGCUGUCGGGGUCUCUGAAGUUUCUGGGCCAUUUAUAUGCUGCAGAAGCCCUCAUCUCUCUGGACAGGAUAUCUGACGCCAUCACACACUUGAACCCAGAGAAUGUCAUUGAUGUCUCCUUAGGAAUCUCUUCAAAUGAGCAGGACCAAGGAUCAGACAAAGGUGAAAAUGAAGCAAUGGAGUCCUCUGGGAAGCGGGCCCCCCAGUGCUACCCAAGUUCCGUCAACUCCGCCAGGACGGUGAUGCUGUUCAACCUUGGCAGCGCCUACUGCCUGCGGAGCGAGUAUGACAAAGCCCGCAAGUGUCUCCACCAGGCGGCCUCAAUGAUCCAUCCCAAAGAGGUGCCCCCAGAGGCCAUCUUGCUGGCCGUGUACCUGGAGCUGCAGAAUGGUAAUACCCAGCUGGCCUUACAAAUCAUCAAAAGGAAUCAGCUGCUCCCUACGGUGAAGACGCUGUCUGAGAUGAGAAAGAAGCCAGUGUUCCAGCCUGUCCACCCAAUCCAGCCCAUCCAAGUGCCGGCGUUCAGCUCCGUGCAGAGGAAAUGAUAAUGGGCUCGGGAAAACUGUUACCUGAGACCCGGGGGAGGGGGGGUAGUUACUGGCCUUUAUAAUCGCAUCACAGUAAAAGGAAUAAAAGACAGAUGGUGAAGGGUGCUAGCUCUGAAGACAUAAUUUUGAGACACAUCUACCCCUGACUUCUUCGCCGGAAACUUACUUAAAAUUAAGGAUUCAUAAACUCACUUGCAGCCAUUUUUCUUUAACCUUUUCCAGACUAUUAAUUUUAAGCUAUUAUGUGAUCCAUAUGUGUCAUAGGCAAUUAAAACAUGGUCGUGUCAGAGGA
Messenger RNA from Loxodonta africana (African savanna elephant), 5338 nucleotides. It is a transcript of the gene CNOT10, whose product is annotated as CCR4-NOT transcription complex subunit 10. The record is from RefSeq and is a predicted model, not a curated record. Gene Ontology annotation, molecular function: protein binding. Gene Ontology annotation, cellular component: CCR4-NOT complex. NCBI's taxonomy places the organism in Eukaryota, Metazoa, Chordata, Mammalia, Proboscidea, Elephantidae. The coding region runs from base 2629 to 5043 and encodes 804 amino acids. Gene Ontology annotation, biological process: negative regulation of translation; mRNA catabolic process. The transcript is spliced from 19 exons.